GGCGGUGGUUGAGGAUGAAUUCGAAGAAAAAGUGUUAAUUCCAUAUGAUAAUUUGUUCAAAUUUGAUGGUAAGGUAAUUCAUGCAAUCGCCACCUCCAUACAACGACGUGAAAUUACUGUUAGCUUGGAUGGUCACCAAAAGAACAUUCCAUUUGAAUAUUUGGCUAUCGCCACCGGAAGUAAUUACCCACGACCUGGAAAGAUGGAAGACGAUAAUAAAUCCGAAGCAGCUAAAAAGAUUGUUGAACAGAGGAAUGCUAUCAAGGAUGCAAAAAGGAUUUUAAUCAUUGGAGGAGGACCAGUUGGUAUUGAACUCGCCGGAGAAAUCGCAACAAACUAUCAAGAUAAACAAAUUACACUCGUUCACUCUGAUACAGGUUUACUCAACUCGAAAUUUCCUCCUAAAAUAAGAAAUAUGUUGGCUGAUCAGCUAAAAGAAUUGAACGUGAAACUUGUGUUUGGAGAAAAAGUAGAUCUAACUUCUGGCAACCUUAACGGAUUAACUACAACAACCCUGAAAACCAACAAAGACACGGUGAUUGAAUCCGACGUGCAAUUU
Acaulospora morrowiae is the source of this 559-nucleotide messenger RNA. The record is from the annotation of a GenBank genome assembly. NCBI's taxonomy places the organism in Eukaryota, Fungi, Glomeromycota, Glomeromycetes, Diversisporales, Acaulosporaceae.